CCUCUACCACCAUUUUCCAAUUCACUUUCACUUUCUUUCUGAACCAUCUUCGUAAUAGAAAGCCGUCGUGUUAGGAUCUAUGGACCCACAAGAUUACAAUUCUAGGGAAACGGAGCUAAAGAAAUUAAAAGACCAUGGGCCGUCUAAUGUUCUCCUGUCUGAUGAUUGUAUUCUGUUUUUAUUUCACGAGAGCAGGAAUUUAUAAAAUUAUUCAAAGUGAAAAUGUUGUGCUUGGAGGAAGUGCUAGACUUUCUAUAUAUAUUCCAAACAUGAAGAGACCCACGGUGUGGAAAUGUGGAAACUAUAAAUACGAAUGUGACAGAACAUGCGCUAAUGGCCCUGAAUAUACAGUUACCCACAGUGGUAACCAUUCUGUUCUUUGGAUCCGAAAAGUAACAAAGGAAUGUUUGACUUGGAUGUUUGAAGACGACAAUAUUAAUGUUGGAAAAAUUCAUUUGAAAAUAAACAAUUUGGCAAAUGCAAACGAUUUGAGGACAGAAGGAGUUUAUAAUAUCACCCAAAGUGAAAAUGUUGUGCUUGGAAGAAGUGCUAAACUUUCUAUAUAUAUUCCAAACAUGAAGAGACCUGUGGUGUGGAAAUGUGGAAACUAUAAAUACGAAUGUGACAGAACAUGCGCUAAUGGCCAUGACUAUAAAGUUACCCACAAUGGUAACCAUUCUGUUCUUUGGAUCCGAAAAGUAACAAAGAAAUGUUUGACUUGGAUGUUUGUAGAUGACAAUAUUAAUGUUGGAAAAAUUCAUUUGAAGAUAAACAGACUUGAAGCAGAUGAAGAAACAAAAGAUUGUGAAGCUGAUGGAUCAGGAAUACCCACCUCUACCAUUGUCGUCAUUUUUGUACUUUGUCUUGAAAACAUCAUUCUCAUAAUCUUGUGGUUCAAAUUCAAAUUGCCUCCUUACGAUUGGUGCAGGAACCGUGUCACCCGCAGGAUACCUCGUAAUGAACCCCAGAAUCAACAGGUUGAGAUGAGGGUGCCGGAAGCAGCAGAUCAGCAAACGGAUCAGGAAGCAGCAGAUCAGCAAAUGGAUCAGGAAGCAGAUCAGCAAUGGAUCAGGAAUCAGCAAAGCAGCAAAUGGAUCAGGAAGCAGCAGAUCAGCAAAUGGAUCAGGAAUCAGCAAAGCAGUUAAUGAAUCUGGAACCAGCAUCCCCACCUGCGCCGUAGUCAUCAUUUCUGUACUUGGUCUUGUAGCCAUCCUUCUCAUAAUCUUCUCUGUCAUAUUCAAGUGGCUUCUUUACAUUUGGAUCAGGAACCGUGUCAACGAGUGGAUAUCUCCUAAUGAAUACCAGAAUCCACCGGUUGAAGCAUAAAAAUGCUAUGUUUUUUUAUUUUUUCUUCUUAUAGACUUUCAAUGAUUGCAUUAACAUAUUCUGUUGUGUCUGGGGAGAGUCAUUUUCUUUUUGUGCCUUAUGAUGUAACACAUUUGAUGUAGUAGUUUAGCAUCAUCUUUUCAAAAACCCUGCUCAAGUGGUGUGGGGAAUAACACAAACCCACCAACACCUGUUGUCAAGUAGUGGGGAGGGAGGACAAACACAGACACAAAGACCCCUUCCCCCAUACACACAUAUGUCUGUGAUUAUAAUUUAAUGCAACUCAUUUUUAUUAUGGAUGUUCAGGUAAUGCAUGCACCAUGACAUAUAGUAACCACCCAGGGGCAAUACCUGGGGCACAUCUACACAUGAAUGCUCCAAUGACUUGCCUCAUGACUUUCACAAAAAUCUAUAUUUUUUAAGGAAAUUUUCUACAAAUCCACUUCAGAUGGUGUAGAUUCUUUUUAUACUCGAAUUUGAUGUGACAAAAUUUUCUGCCAAAAAAUGGGAUUUGUGUUCGUACGUAUCCCACCAAUUUAAUUUUUCAUAUUAAAUUCCGAUAUAAUUACAAUCUACAAACUCUGAAAGGAAUUUGUAGAAAUUUUCAUUUUUCUGAAAGCUAUGAAGAGACAAAGUCAGUGGAGCAUAUCUGUGUGUGUGUGUGCUAAUUGGUUUCACAUAAAUAUUUUUCAUUAUAAUUUUAAAGACUACAUUU
This is a messenger RNA of Octopus sinensis (East Asian common octopus), 2041 nucleotides long. RefSeq lists its product as uncharacterized. The record is from RefSeq and is a predicted model, not a curated record. The transcript has 8 exons. Lineage: Eukaryota; Metazoa; Mollusca; Cephalopoda; Octopoda; Octopodidae. The coding region runs from base 135 to 1145 and encodes 336 amino acids.